UCUGUCUCUCUAUCUCUGUCUCUCUCUCUCUCAUCUCUCUCUCUUUAAAUCACAAAGCAAAAUUCCACUGUCUCUCCCCCACCCCUUCUAAAAAAAAAAAGUUGUCGAGUUUUGCUUUUCUAUUCACUGCAGUCCUGGCCAAAGUAAAGCCCUCUUUCUCAAUGACGUCAAGAUCUUUAGCAAGAUUAGGCUUUCAUUUCUCUAUUGCAGCAAUUAGCUAGAGAAUAUAUAAAAGGCUUCAGGGAGACUCACUGGGCUGUAGAGGGAGGCACUUUGCACACAGACAGAUAGCAGGAAGGAGAAGCCAGAGGGAGUGAGCACCGCACUCAGUCUGCUCCUGGAGAAGGGAGAGAGAGUGAGACAGGCUGGGGACAGAAAGUGUAUACAAAACGCAGUAAAGAAAGAAAAACAAACUGCCAUUAAAACACAUUUUUAAACUAGCAAUUCAAGAAAGAAACAGGCUACGUUUAAAGAACACAGAGACAAUGAAAAGCUAAGGAAAAAUUUGCAGUCUCUUCCACAGUCUCAUAGGUGCUUGGAAAUGAAAGUAGAACAGCGUGUCUUUAACGGACUCUGACAGGGGUAACUGGAUUAGGGACGGGUGCGCCAGUUUCUUUCUUUCUUUCUUUCUUUUUUUAACAUCUUAAAUCCUGAAAAAAAAAAAAAAGAAAAAAAGGCAGCAGCUCCGAAUUGAAUGAAUUGAUGGGCACACUCCAACUGCUGGGCCGGAGAGACUGAACUUGGUCUUGCCAUUUCUGCUUCUUUGAAAGAGGAGACAACUUGGGCUUCCUUUUAAUUUAGUUUUUCUCCUUCUCUCCCCACCCCUAACCUUCCCCCUUACCUCCCCCACCCCUCUAUCACCACCCCUCUUUUAAAUAAGAGGGCGAAGGGGAACCAGAGCGCACAAGAGGACGACUCUGGAGGCAGCGAAAAUGGGUAUCCUCAGCAUAGACUUGCUGAUCACACUGCAGAUCCUGCCAGUUUUUUUCUCCAACUGCCUCUUCCUGGCUCUCUACGACUCGGUCAUUCUGCUCAAGCACGUGGUUCUGGUGCUGAGCCGCUCCAAGUCCGCUCGCGGAGAGUGGCGGCGCAUGCUGACCUCAGAGGGACUGCGCUGCGUCUGGAAGAGCUUUCUGCUCGAUGCCUACAAACAGGUGAAAUUGGGCGAAGAUGCCCCCAAUUCCAGUGUGGUGCGUGUGUCCAGUCCCGAAGGAGCUCACAGUAGCGGAAACGGUGUCCAGGAGAAGACUGCUGAUGGAGUCCAGUGCCACCUUCUUGACUUCGCCAGUGCCGAGCGCCCACUGGUGGUCAACUUCGGCUCCGCCACUUGACCUCCUUUUACCAGCCAGCUGCCUGCCUUCAGCAAACUGGUGGAGGAGUUCUCAUCAGUGGCUGACUUCUUGUUGGUCUACAUUGACGAGGCUCAUCCUUCAGAUGGUUGGGCGGUACCUGGGGGAUCCUCUUUGUCUUUGGAGGUGAAGAAACAUCGGAACCAGGAAGAUCGAUGUGCAGCAGCCCAUCAGCUUCUGGAGCGUUUCUCCUUGCCGCCCCAGUGCCAGGUUGUGGCUGACUGCAUGGACAACAAUGCCAAUGUAGCUUAUGGGGUAGCCUUUGAACGAGUGUGCAUUGUGCAGAGACAGAAGAUUGCUUAUCUAGGAGGAAAGGGCCCCUUCUGCUACAACCUUCAAGAGGUCCGGCGUUGGCUGGAAAAGAAUUUCAGCAAGAGAUGAAAUUUAGAUUAGUUGGUUAAAGGUAUGAUCACAAUAGAGCUAUUAUUUAAAAAAAAACUGUAUAAAGGAAAGGAAAUUAAGAACUGAAUCCACUAUUUCCAUUGAGUCCCAUUGCCUCACUGAAAGACAGGAAUUUACUCCUCAGAAGAACAUAAACCUCUAACAUCUCAGUACUUCUUUCCCCACUCAAGUGGCACUGGGUUAAAUAGUACUCUGUUACAUCUCUUCUUAGUGAAAAGAUCCAGAUUGGAGAGGAAGAAACCCUGGCUCAGUAUGUGUUCGUUCUUCCUUGAGAAAUGAGUGAUGCUUGCUUUGGGACCAGAAGAAACAGUCACCUGAAUAAUGACUAUGUUAGAGAAGCUGCUGUCUAUAUUAAGAUAAAGCACAUUGUGUAGGCUUUAAUCAUCAUGGGUAGAACGCAACUGGAAAAUUCCAGAAUCCUUACUUAUAAUGCAUUCUUGAACUCAAGCUACGUGGUUAGGACUUUGGAGUUUAAUGCGUUGGAGUGAUUCUAGCCAUACAGUGCUCUGCACCAAUCUACGUAGCCCAGAAUUCACAGGUACUUGUAGAUACCCAGAAUGACACCUCCACUUGAAGAUUAGAAUAAUUGUCUGGAAUCUGAGGGUUACUUUCUAGGGAGAUGGAGAAAGUACUAGAAGAAAAUCAAACUGACGAGCUAGAAAAGAGGAGGCAGAAAGAUUAGGAAACUUCAUAGAGUUUCACCUUGAAACUAUAGAAAGAGACUAAUUUGCUCACCAUGGAAACAUAGGAAUAGAUACAAAGCUAGAGAAAGAAAAAGCUUAACUAAAGCUAGCAUAAAGAAAAUGCAUAUAAAGACAAAAUAUCAUAUACUCCUGGACUGAGGAAGACAGAGGGAUUGAAAGGGAAAAAAAACUACACUUAGAUAUUUGCACUAGUGAGAUUUUUUGGAAAUAAUUACUUUAAGAAACAUGUAUGUGGUAUGUACAUUUUUAGUGGGUGAAUUAUACCCCAUAAUAAUUAUUAAAGGAAAAGCCAGCGACUGGUGGUGCUGGUCUGUUCCUCCCCAGUUCCUACAGUUAUGAUAUGGGCCACUCAUUCGAAGACCCAGUCUUUUAGGCAGUGUUAUCUCAUGAAUGCUGAGCUGAAGUUGGGGGGAGGUACCCUGGCCAUUCAGCUACUGCCCUGUUUUCCUUCCUACACCUAAUAUAGGUGAACUAUAAUGAGCGAUAGGUACAAACACACACAUUUCCUUCAUUUGCAAAAUAGAAGAAGAGUUAUUUUGAGUUAUUCCCAUAAUAAUUGUGUAGGGUUUAAUAUAAGGCUAUCCUUAGUAUAAGGGAAUUUGGUAAAAUGGAAUUUCCAUUGACAUUCAAAUUCAGAAUUGGAUCUUUCUUUAGUCUCACUAGCUGAGGUUUAAUAAUCCAAGGCCCCAAUAUUAUGUGAUUAUAAUUAUAUAUGUAUGCAUAUACACAUAUAUACAUUUCUCUUUAAAAUAAAAACAAAAUAGUUUUACCAAUAAGUAAUACCUAAAGAUCAUAACCCUCAGAAGAAUAGACCAACCCAUCAUGUAUCACAAUUUUUAAAAAUUUGAGCAUACUAUCAAAUCACAGCAUAUGGUUGAUAAAAUCAAAAGUUCUUACAUCCAUUCAAUUAAUAACUGAAUCACAAAACUAAUUACAAAAAGGUAAUUUCAAGGUGAGAGUAAAUUAGUUGGCUAAAAUGAGAAAAGUGAGAACUGGGUAUGCAAGAAUCAAAAGCACUUUUUUUUUAAAUGGAGCAACUAAUCAGUCAUAUCUCUAGGUGGUAUAUUGUUUAAUAUUAAAGCUCCAUUGUGACUAAUUUUUUUACAGCAAUGCCUAAGCUUUCCAAUGUUUUGAGUUCUAUUUAGAAAAAAACCACAAAGAAACAAAGCAAAUUUCAAAAGUGUGAUGUUAUCUAAUGAAUUACUCUAACUUCAUGUUGAGAAUAGAUUAUUUCAGAUUCUUGUAUUGUUAAACUUUAUAGUCAAGGCUUAUCAGUGGCCUCCCUUGAUUUUUAUCUUCAAAAUGUUGUUGAGAUUUAUGUAGUACUCUACAGAAGCAAAAUGAAAAAUUAGUUAUAGCAUACCCACAUCAUUGUCUUUAAGCUUCCCCUUUAUUCUACACAUGUGAUAAUGGAACAGGAUGUCAGAGAAGCUGGUGGGGGGAUGAGAUUUGGCCAAUGAAAUGCUAGUUAUCUAGGGAAAAGUGUGAUGGAAAAAUCACCCAGUUGUGCUAUAUUUUUAAAGAAGUGGAAGGAUGUGUGUGUGUGUACACACAGGCAGUUCUCCUGGAGGACAGUCCAGCGGAGGUAUGAGGUGGAGGAAGUAAACAUUCAAAGACAUAGGCUGACUGUCAGGGGGAAAGACAUGUUCAGUAGAACAUGGAAGAAGUUCUGGAAGAAGAGUUGUGGAAGUGGAUAUGGAGAAAAUAGGUUGUAAAAGCUCAGGAAUUCUACAAUAUGUAGUUUGGAUUGGCCUUAUCAGGAUUAUGAUAAGCCUGUAAUUAUGUAACCUAUUUGUUUCAACAUAAACUUUUAUGGUUUCCUAUGAUGUACCUUUUAUAAAAUUAACAACUCAUGAUUUGAGAUAGAAGAAAAUCAAUGCUUAGCUGAUUUGCUCAGAGAAAUUAUUAUAUUUUCAAUACCCACCCAACUAUCAUGUCUUUUAUAAGGUACAUUCCCUUGAAAAAUUACAGUUCUAAUUCUCACAAGGGAAAAACAUAUAUAAAACUCUAAGUUCCUCUUCUUAGCACCUAAACAUUUCCCACCAUAGGCUGUGUUUAUAUGAAACUAUCAGUUUAGCCCUCUAAGCUGAAUUUGUUUGUCUGAAUUGAAUUAGUUUCCAAGAAAUUUUAGAUAUUAUCACAGUAUCUGGAUUUACUCAAACAUUUAGUGUUUGAAAGAUGUCAUGGAACUAUUGAAAACUUACUUUAUUUUAUUGCUUACAGAAAGUAUCAGUGGGAUUUACAAUGACUUUCAUGAAUGAGCAUGAAUGAAAUGCAGGAACAGUAGCGUAGGAGAGUUUCAUACAGCUAUUAAAAUGUAACAGGCCUCCAGAGAGCCAUUCUAGUCACUUGUCUUGCUUUGCAAAGCUGAAGUGGCAGCCAUUUUCUGUGAUUUUCCUCAUUCACAUUUUGGAUCUCUGGGCCUGCAUCUUCACCUCAUUUAUAAAAUGAUUUACUGAUUUUUGGUAAUAUCAUCUUCAGAGUGGUGUCUUGAUUUAGUUAAAUUCUUCCCUCAUUAACCAAGAGAUGCUUAGUCUCUGAUCAAGGAGGAAAGAAAAGCCUACACGGUCUUUCAUUUUGUCAGGACAUAUUUCACUAUUUGGUUUCUUGAAUAAAAAUUAUAAAAUAUGGGAAAGUCAUGAGUGGGGGCUGCCUUGGUGCAUAAAAUACCAGAGGGACUGAUAAAGACAACAUUUAUGACUUUGGAAAAACUCUUAGAUGGGUACAAGGUGCCCUUGGCAUAGCCAGUAAGCUAUACCCACAGCACGAGGAAUUUACUAAUUUUAGAGAGCUUCCUAUUAUGUGAAUCAUAAGAGGAUGAACCUGGAAAUUUAUUCCACCUGACUUCUGACUGACGGUUUGGAAAAUAAGUUUAAUUAGAGUCCUUUGGCCAUUGAAAAGGGUAAUAUGUAGAUACUGACUUCUCACCAGUGAAGGAUUAGUGAAAACAUUUACUAGCAUUUAGAGCUUUUCAGAACAUGCUCAAUGUCAUGUCUCUGAGCAGGGAAGAUCCACAAUGGGUCUUUUAAUUCAAAGAGCCUUUAAAAUAUGAUAUUACCAAAAAUUAAAACUAGAGUAUAGUUAUAGUCUAAUGUUGCCUCUUUUAGCUUAAAAAUAGAAGUGAAACCCACUUGUAUACAUACUUGCUGAAGGAAACAUAAUAUAAAUUUCUGCUCGGCAAUGCUCUUGGUCUUUUUUGAGACCUUUUCGGAAUGGAAGGGACUGAGGCUGGGUGAUCGAGGGAGUUGCUGAGAAGGAAAAACUAGCCCUGGAGAUCUCGGUCUACCUAUUUGGCGAGAUUUGAGCAGAAAUUUCUUAUGGUUGGAAGAAGACUGCUGAGUGUGCCUAAGUGAUUUGAGGAUGAGGAAACACUUGGGCCACUUCCUCAUGCUCUGUGUUCCAGACAGCAUGAGAAACAAGGCCUCAGACUUUACAGGUCCAUCUCCGUUCCCAGGUGAGUCUGACCAAACAGAAAGCAGACAAGUACAGAUAUCCAAACAAGACUGCUCACGCAAGCCAGGGCUGGCUGCCUGCCUUGGGCAGCAGCACCAGAGCUCCAGGGAGUUUAUUUAAUAUUUACUGAAACUUGGGAGACCCAGCAGAUGUUUAAUGAAGUCACUAUUUUGGCUCAAACUCCCCUCCCUCCACCUUGAAAAACAAAAAAAGCAAACAGGUAAACACAUAAAUGAAAGAAGUCCACAGAAAGUGGAUGGGAGACUUAAAACAAAAUUCUCUUACAUCUUCUCCAGAUUGUGUCACUCACUGGGCAGUGUGGUUUUUAUGUGUGGUACGACAAGGGGAUAUGAAGACAUAAGUAUCCAGAACUUUAUAACCAAAGCAAUGAAAAGAUAUUGGAUAGGGAAGGUUGGCCAGUUUUGUUUAGUUCUGCAUCACAUUAUCACGGACUCACUAGCCCAAGUAAUCGGCACCCGAAGAGGGAGACUGAGACGUGCAGAGUUCACCAGUGUGCGAAUGAUAACUGCUAACGAAAGAGUCAUCGACUCAGUUAGUGGUUGGAUGAAGUCACAUUAGUUUGCCUCUCCCCAUCUCUGUCUCCCCAGCAAGGAGACUAUUCGGGACUUAUUGCUGGGUGCUGGGUCAAUGUGGUGAGAAUGUAUGUGUGUAUAUCUCUGCUUUACAGUUGCAGAAAAAUGAAAUGCUUUGGAGAUUAUUGGUAAAAAGAGUGUUAUUAUAUUGGUGCUGAGUGGUAUGUGUGCUUUUACAAUUUGUUCCUGUAUUUUAAUAAACUUUGAAUAAAAGAAUAGAGUUA
Molecule: messenger RNA, 6725 nt
Organism: Heterocephalus glaber (naked mole-rat)
Lineage: Eukaryota; Metazoa; Chordata; Mammalia; Rodentia; Bathyergidae
Gene: Dio2
Product: iodothyronine deiodinase 2
Biological process (GO): thyroid hormone metabolic process
Molecular function (GO): thyroxine 5'-deiodinase activity
Source: RefSeq, a predicted model, not a curated record